AUGCCAGACACAUCCAGCAUAUCUCAGUAUCCAUUAAAGGUGAUAUUUGCAAUUCAUUUAGUGCUAGUAACAUGGGGUAUUCAGGGAAACUGGUGCCCAAAAUCAGUGAUGUUUUACAAUUUCCUGUUCUUCAUCUGUUUGUUAUGGGCCAUUCACCAUAUCGAAUCAGAUGAACCAUUACAAUUUGCCCUAUUCAUAAAUGUAAUUUCUAUAUUUUUUGACGUAGUAACGUUAGCAGUUUAUUUUCCGACAAUACAAGAUGUACCUAUCUGUUUGUACGAACUUGGAGGUGCAUCUGAGAAGUUUAGUGCAGCGAUUAUGAUCAUAAACAUGAUCGCGCGUGCCUUGACGACCCCGUGCCUACUGAAAAUAGGCCAAAAGAGGGGCGGAUGGUUAGCAACAAUGUUCACGCAGAGUCCUGCAAUGGGUUUUGGUCGACAUGAUUAUGAGGACAUAUCUCACCCGAUUCCACAAAACUCUGACUUUGCUGGAAUCUAAGGACCUAACAUGACAAUUUAUAAAAUUUGAUAUCGAUGUAUAACACAUUUUUGUUACAUCUGUUUUAAUAAUAAGAUAUAUGAGCACGCAUAGUCUGAAUAUUCAGAUCUAUUUUUCAGAACGAAAGUUCCACAAGGUAGAAUUGUUAACAAUGAGGAAACUCUUUACGAAAACAAACUGACAAAAGGUGAUUACAGUUUUUUGUAGACACAUUGCCUGUUUUCGGAUUGUACUAUGGCAAUAAAACAGACAAUGAAACGAGGCUUGUUGUACCUGCCAUUGUUAUCUGCUUGUCCAUUUACAAUAAUAGCGAACUGUACCA
This is a messenger RNA of Dufourea novaeangliae, 820 nucleotides long. RefSeq lists its product as uncharacterized. Gene Ontology annotation, cellular component: plasma membrane. NCBI's taxonomy places the organism in Eukaryota, Metazoa, Arthropoda, Insecta, Hymenoptera, Halictidae. The record is from RefSeq and is a predicted model, not a curated record. The transcript has 6 exons. Bases 1 to 498 code for a protein of 165 amino acids. Gene Ontology annotation, biological process: angiotensin-activated signaling pathway.